GUUUCGAGGUCAAGAUUGAAUGAUAUGCAAGUUGGGAUCAAGGUCACUAACUACCAGCGAUGAUAUUGUAUCUUGCAGGUCCUCGAGUAUAAAAACCGCAUAGGGAGCAUAUUCUUGUAAUUCGCAGCUUUCUUCACCUGAUAGUCCUCUUCAAUCCACCCUUAAACUUUAGGUCAAUGGUCCGCCCCAGCACACUCCUCGUUCAAAGUAUUCUCGCUGCCGUCGUCCUGGCGUCUGGUUUUCAUCCUCAGGGACAGCUCGAAGCGAGGGCUGCGCUUUCAAAUUCUACUGCUCCUUCUCAAUGCAAAGUCGCUUGCGACAAAGUGACGGGAAGUCUUCAGGCCUGUGCGGCAGGUGAUCCUAAAUGCAAUUGCGAAGAUCUUACCGGAGACACACUUGCGACAUGCCUCGACUGUGUCAAAGCUCACAAUCCGGAUGCUACAGUUAACAAUCCUGAAAAUAUGAAUAUGACGGAUGUUUACCCUUCGGUGUGUCAGGCUCAUGUUCUAAGAAAGGGAGGCGGGGUACAUGUUGGUGGCAGCAGUGGAGCUUUGUCCGUUCGCCCGAGCGUACUCGGUGUGGUCGGGCUCGCUGUUGCGGCGUGGUUGGCUUGA
Molecule: messenger RNA, 614 nt
Organism: Marasmius oreades (fairy-ring Marasmius)
Lineage: Eukaryota; Fungi; Basidiomycota; Agaricomycetes; Agaricales; Marasmiaceae
Exons: 5
Coding region: 177-614 (145 amino acids)
Source: RefSeq, a predicted model, not a curated record